Rangifer tarandus platyrhynchus (Svalbard reindeer) is the source of this 615-nucleotide messenger RNA. Lineage: Eukaryota; Metazoa; Chordata; Mammalia; Artiodactyla; Cervidae. The record is from the annotation of a GenBank genome assembly.
AUGCCUUUGCCUCUAGCCUCCUGCUUCAGCAGAUCAGCAGAGUGCCUCAGGGCCAAGGCGCCCCUCGCUCGGACCGACUAUCGCCGCUGGAGCUCCACAAUCAGGCGUUCUGAUUCGCUCUGGCCCCCCGACGUUCAAGCCGCGCCUGCGCACGACGCCCAGACGGCGCGGGCCGGAUCCGCCGAGAACCCGGGGGCGGGGCGGACCGGGGAGGGCUGGGCGGAUCCGCCAGUGGGAGCGUGUCUCCUUCGAGGAGGGGACCCACGAGUGUGGUUGCGAGCGAUACGGGCGGCAGAGCGGGGGCGACACGGGGGAAUAGGAAUUGCGGUCCCCCGAGCCUCCUCGCAGGCAGGGGAGAUGCUCCAGAGCCUACCUUUGGAAGAAGAGGAAGGGACAGACUCAGAAGCGAAAGAGGACGGUUCUAUAGAAGAUUCAAAAGAAAUCAACACCGUGGCUUUUGUGAGAGAGAACACUGGGGCGCAAAAGGGACUUCAGAGUGCCCAUUCGCAAGGCAAGAAGAGGAAGAAAAAGAGGUUAGGAUCGCAAGAUGGGGAAUGGGGAUCCAUGUUGGGAAAAGCAGGAGGGACCUGGAGGGGAGGGGGCCUCAGCGGCUAA